Messenger RNA from Charadrius vociferus (killdeer), 1920 nucleotides. RefSeq names its product myelin regulatory factor-like (gene MYRFL). The record is from RefSeq and is a predicted model, not a curated record. NCBI's taxonomy places the organism in Eukaryota, Metazoa, Chordata, Aves, Charadriiformes, Charadriidae. Gene Ontology annotation, molecular function: sequence-specific DNA binding; DNA-binding transcription factor activity. Bases 1 to 1920 code for a protein of 639 amino acids. Gene Ontology annotation, biological process: positive regulation of DNA-templated transcription; protein autoprocessing. Gene Ontology annotation, cellular component: nucleus; endoplasmic reticulum membrane. The transcript has 16 exons.
AUGGCCGCCUCACAGCGCAGCGCCCGGCGGCCAGCGCCGCCCAGACCCGCCCUGGCCCGCCCCUACGAGUCGUUCUUGAUUCAGGUUUCAGCCGUGCGUCGAGCUUCUUCCCGGUGGCAGAGCCAGUUGCCAGACUCCCCACCAGACUCUGGAUCAGAACCAUGUUCUCCACCACAGCUCCAAACAACUGUUAAGGACUACGCAGCUGAAGUGCAAGAAUAUGACAGUGAUGGACAGAAUGCAGCUUUGGAAAAAUGCUGUCAAGCUCUAACAUGGCAACCAUAUCAAACUUCUCAGUGGAACAGCUUACUUAACUCUAGUUAUGAAAAACUACCCGCUGUAGGAUAUCACAUUGUCACAGAUAAAGGAUUUAAUUUUUCAACAGCAGAUGAUGCCUUUGUGUGCCAGAAGAAGAAUCAUUUCCAAAUCACAGUCCAUAUUCGAAUCACUGGACAUCCAAAAUAUAUCAAAACUCAGCUGGGGGGAAAACCAAUAGAAAAGUUUUACUUGAAAGCUUUUGGAAUAAAGGUGGAAGCUCCAAAUCAAACAGUUGCUAUUGAACAGUCUCAGUCAGAUCGAAGCAAAAAAACUUUCCAGCCCGUUAAAGUUGAUCUGCCAGGGGACCAGGUAACUAAAGUAACACUGGGAAGGUUGCACUUCAGUGAAACAACAGCAAAUAAUAUGAGAAAAAAGGGGAAACCUAAUCCUGAUCAGAGAUACUUCAUGCUGGUAGUUGGACUGUAUGCUGUCUCUCAGGACCAAUUCUACCUACUGUCUGCAAAUGUCUCUGAAAAGAUCAUUGUGAGGGCAUCUAACCCAGGGCAGUUUGAGAAUGACAGUGAUGUACUGUGGCAGCGAGGACAUGUUCCAGAGACGAUAGUCUAUCAUGGUCGAGUAGGAAUUAACACAGAUGCACCAGACGAAGCACUGGUUGUCUGUGGAAAUGCAAAAGUUAUGGGCAGAGUCAUGCACCCAUCUGACAGCCGAGCAAAACAGAAUAUCCGGGAGGUUGAUACGAAUGAGCAGUUGAGAAGAAUAACACAAAUGAGGCUGGUGGAGUAUGACUACAAGCCUGAAUUUGCAUCUGUUAUGGGGAUAAAAAAUACCCAUGAAACAGGAAUAAUAGCCCAGGAAGUGAAGGAGCUUUUGCCUCAAGCUGUUAGAGAAGUUGGAGAUGUUUCUUGUAAUGAUGGAGAAAAAAUAGAAAACUUCCUCAUGGUUGACAAGGAUCAAAUCUUCAUGGAGAAUGUUGGUGCUGUAAAGCAGCUUUGUAAACUAACCAACAAUCUUGAAGUCAGAAUAGAAGAAUUGGAACAGUGGAAUAGGAAACUGGCCAGGCUGAAACGGAUGAGCAGUUUAAAGUCAACAGUCAGCGAAGAGAGCAAAGUCAGCCGGUAUAGUCGAGCUACUAGUCUUUUGCCAUCAAAUAAAUCAGUCCCGCUAACAUCCAGCAAGGUUUGUUUGUCAAAGAGGAAAGAGUCUUUCUCCAUGAAGAUUUUCCGGGUGACUAUAAUAGCUUUGAUUGCUAUUAUGGCACUAUGCAGUACCUCAAGUUCUGUUGUACUCUCUCCCUCUACCACUACAGCAGCAUUGCAGGGGGAAAGCACAAUUUCUCAGAGCACGCAACCCGUCAGCAGGAUCCCUGAAGUGAAUUUCUGUGACAUUUUGCCUUGUGACAAGGUCUAUUGUUGUCCAAUUCAUCAACAAAAAGUAAAAUCUCUAAGUUACGAGAAAACCAAUGCAAAGGAGAAACACAAAAGUGGAUGGCACGGCCUGCCUGCCCAACGCUACCUCACCGGCAGAGAAAAUAAGACCUUUCACACAAUUUAUCUCAUCAGGACGGUAGUUCCCGACCUGGAUCCUCCGCAGGCUCAGGCACAGCCUGCAGCCAGGCCAGGCCGUUCCUUCCGCACCCGGUAA